This is a messenger RNA of Neurospora crassa OR74A, 1777 nucleotides long. RefSeq names its product 60S ribosomal protein L4. Gene Ontology annotation, biological process: translation. Gene Ontology annotation, cellular component: ribosome. The coding region runs from base 393 to 1442 and encodes 349 amino acids. The transcript has 2 exons. The record is from RefSeq and is a predicted model, not a curated record. Gene Ontology annotation, molecular function: structural constituent of ribosome. Lineage: Eukaryota; Fungi; Ascomycota; Sordariomycetes; Sordariales; Sordariaceae.
GCGGGCGUGCCCCGCGAGAAAGCUCGCCAGAAACGGGUACUCGAUGGCUGCAGCGCACUGUACGUGCACGUUGCCCGCACUCCAGAUCUUUUUUCUCCAGACUCCGUCCAGUCCCCUCGUCGGCCGAAUCGUUGCGACUUGACUGGGAGGACCGGCGCCCGCGACGACCACCGCAUAUCCCGUCAGAGCCCCCGUCUCGGUCCCGUUCCGUUGUCCCUCCCUCGCCCCGAAGCGCGCUCCACGUUUCCGUCCGCACAGGCCCGUGGUUGCUAGUCUCUCUUUUCCUCCCGCGAACAACUGCCUCGAGCACCACCAUAUCAUACCUGACCUCCACUACAUCCGAGUUGCAUUAACUUGUAACUCCCGUCACCUUGCCAUAUCACAACGCCGCCAUGGCCGGCAAGGGUCUCAAGAGCCUCAACGAGGCCAUGAAUGCGCUGAGCAUUGCUUCCAAGUCAUGCAGGGCACUGCCGAUGCGCCAAUCCUCUAUUCUUCCCUGCAGACGGUCGAUGGCCUCCGUAGCCACCCCUCCUGCCGCCAAUAUCACAAGAUCGGUCUCGGAACCAUGGCAACCCAGUAUGAGCACCAACACGACUGCCAACCUCGACAACAUCGCCCGCGCUGGAAAGGUACUAACCCACGAUUCAGUCACCAACGUUCCUGUGACCGUCUAUUCCUUCCCCGAACUCGAGCCGCGCUCCCUCGAAUCCUACUCAGCCCGUCACCUUCACCUCCCGCUGCGUCGCGAUAUCCUCCACUUGGCCGUCAUCUACGAAGGUGACUCGACACGACGGGGCAUGGCGUCUACAAAGACACGCUACGAAGUUCAUGGUUCGCACAAGAAGAUGAGUCCCCAGAAGGGUACCGGUAACGCCCGUCGUGGUACCCGCCAGUCACCUCUGAUGAAAGGUGGUGGAAAGACCUUCGGCCCCAAGCCCCGCGACUUCAGCACGAAGCUUAACAAGAAGGUCUACGAUUUGGCCUGGCGCACCGCGCUGUCCUACCGCUACAAGCGCGGCGAGCUCAUCGUCACCGAGGACGGCCUCGACCUCCCCCUUCCCAACGAUUUCCUCUGGCUUGCCGGCGGCGGUAAGCUCAGCCGUGAGCUUGAGGACGGCUACGUCCGCAAGUGGGUUCACGAGUUCAUGACCAGCUUGAACUGGGGCAAGGAGGCUGGCCGGACGACCUUUAUCACGGGCGACAAGCGCCCCAACCUCUUCACUGGAUUCGAGUUGGCCGGUGCCGAGGGUCGCGCUUUGGAGUUGUGGGAUGUCGAUGUCAAGGAUCUUUUGGAGACGGGCAGGAUAGUGAUUGAGCGCAGCGCGCUCAAGGAGAUGAUCGAGGACCACCAAAGCGACCUCGUCACCCGUGUAGCAGUCCAAGGGCUCCGCCAAAAGGGUCCCAAUCUGGGUGAGGUGCUCGUCAGGGCGCCGAGAUACUAGACAGGGAAGAAGAUGGAGAAGAAGCAGCAGCAGCAGAAGUGAAUGUGUGUGUGCAACCACCGGCAACACUCUUGUACCAUAUGAAUCGCGCAAGGAGGGCGGACUGAAGAAGACGGUUUGUCCAGCACGAUGAGUGUAAUAUUCAUGUUCCUUUGUACGGUGUACCUACACGAGUUUCCCUUGUUAUUCGGAAGCAAUUGGCUUGCCUUGUUCCCUCUCUGCAUUGUGAUAAUAAGCGAGAACUGUGUAAAAGCCAAGGGGUUAAGUAGAACGGUAUAGUAGUCUGUGACUGUGACACAGUUAUGCGCAACUAAAAUGUCAUUUCUUGGAGUGAA